Messenger RNA from Prorocentrum cordatum, 1361 nucleotides. Lineage: Eukaryota; Dinophyceae; Prorocentrales; Prorocentraceae. The record is from the annotation of a GenBank genome assembly.
GUGCCGUGCGGGCCGACCGGGAGUGCACCGUCGUGAUGAGGCAUUUUCCCUCGACUUGGGUGGUACCUUCAGCCGCCAGCGAAUUGGCUGGCAAGGUGAUGAAGCUGCUGGCCAAGUUCGGGAGCAUCGCCCGCCCCCCCAAGGUGAUUAGCGCUCCUGGGGUUCCCGUCGCAGCGACGGCCACCUUCGCCAGCGCUGAGGCGGCUCAGGACGCAGUCAAGAUGUUGCACGGUGCGGACAUGCGUUCGAAGGAGGAGAAGAAGGCGGCGAAGGGAGCGCCGCCCCUGGAGUCGGAGCGCUUCGUGGCCCAGAUGAUGGACCAGCUGCCGCCCCCCGUGCCAGAAGGCAGCGAGCAGGCCUCGCAGGGCGGCAUCAUCUUGGUCCGCGGCUUCCCGCCCAGCUGGGGCGAGCAGCAGCUGCGGAUGAUCUUCAUGGCCUUCGGCGGCGUCUCCAAAGUGACUUUCGUCCCCGACUGCGUCUACGGGCACUGCGCGCAGAUCUCCUUGAAGGAGCCCAGGAGGAUGGCCCCGUGCGCCGGGGAGCUCGACGGCACCUGGGUGGGCGACGGCGACUUCAUCGAGGAGUGCCUCAUCCUCUGCGCGCACCGCCCCUCCGAGGAGGAGCGGCGCGAGGCGGAGGCGAAGAGGCUGGCCGAGGAGGAGGCGGCGCGCAAGAAGCGCGAGGACGCAGAGGCCCACGCGGCCGCGAGGCAGAAGCGCAAGGAGCAGCAGGCCCGCGAGGCGGAGGAGCGCGCCCUGAUGGAGACGGCGGACACCGAGACGAUGCCACCCCGCCGGCCCGCGAGGGGGCAGCCGGGGGGUGCGGCGGUCAGCACCGUGCGGCCCACUCGGCGGCGCGCCCAGGCCGCCGAGAAGGAGAAAACGAAGGCCGAGAAGGCGCGCAAGGAGGAGCAGCGCAGGAAGUGGGAAGAGGCCCGUAUGAGAAGAGAGGAGGUCUGGCAGCGAAAGGUCGAGGAAGACAGGAUCCGGCGAGAGAAGGAGGCGCAAGAGCGCCAAGAGCGCAAGCGGCGCCAGUGGGAGGAGGGCCGCAUGGCGCGGGAGGAGGAGAGGCAGCGGCGCGCGGAGGCCCGGCAGAAGCAGCUGGAAGAGCAGGCGGAGCAGGAGCGGCGGCGGAAGGAGGAGGAGCGGGUGCGGAAGGAGGAGAAGAUGCGCCGGUGGGAGGCGGACAGGAUGACCAAGGAGGAGCUGCGGCAGAGGCGAGACGAGAAGCGCCGCCGGUGGGAGGAGGGCCGCAUGCUCCGCGAGGAGAAGCGCCAGCGGGAGAUCGACGCCCACUGCCGCGCCCAGGAGCACAGGAAAAGGCAGGAGGAGAAGGGUGUGCCGUGCCAGUGCAGCUCCUAG